Molecule: messenger RNA, 2183 nt
Organism: Salvia miltiorrhiza (redroot sage)
Lineage: Eukaryota; Viridiplantae; Streptophyta; Magnoliopsida; Lamiales; Lamiaceae
Product: chloroplast envelope membrane protein
Exons: 7
Coding region: 591-1892 (433 amino acids)
Cellular component (GO): membrane
Source: RefSeq, a predicted model, not a curated record
AUGAUAGAAAAGCGUAUGGAUACCUGAAUAUCAUACAUGCGGAAAUAUCCUGUAUUGAGCUGAGGCUCUUAUCCUUGAUACGUAGGUUCAUAAGGAAUUCAGCUUCUACCGAAAUAAAAAUGAAAAUGUAAGGCUCAAAUUCCAGUUUAGUACCUAAAAUGUGCCAUAAAUCACAACAAUCACCAUAACCUCGAAGCUUAUUUUUGACGGGUAAACUGGGCAGGUGUCAAGAGGUUUAUCUGAAGAGAAAAUCAAACCCAAACCGUUAUCGUCUCCCUCCUCUUGGCUCUUACUGUCCCUUUAGAUAAACCCACAAAACAUUAUUGUUUUUUUUUUGUUCUUUUCAUUUUUCAAGUAUUGUACAAUCUGUUGUAGUUGGAUUAGGUUUCUACAUUUUUCUAUUUCUUGGCCCAGUUUCUUUGGCCAUAUUCACUGUUUUAUCUUUGAAAUUUGAGAAAUAUGAUUGCUACACUUGUGGGGUUUGCGUGAUUGGCUGAUUUUUAUGGCUAAUUUCGCGUGUUUAUUAAGUUUGUUCGAGCAAGAUUGCGUCUUUACGGCUUCAUGAGGCUGAAAAAUGUGGAGGUUCUUUCAUGUUCUUGAUGAGCACUUCAAUUGUCCUAUGUCAAAAUCUGAUAUUGUCUAAGAAUAGUUGUGUUUUUGAGAGUUCGUUUCGGUGGGGCAAUGCUUGGAGUUCUGGGGUUCAGUUGAGUCGUCGGAGGAGUUGUGGGCUGGUGCCAAAUGCCAAGAAAAGGCAUGCAAAGAAGAGGAGUUGGUGGCAGAAGUUCUUCUUUGAUGAGGAUGGGAAUUGGCUUGGUUUGAAGGAUGAGGAUGCAUUCGAAGUGCUUGAGGAGGAGGAGGAGGAGCCGAGUGAUGUGGGGUUAUCUGCAAAUGAGAAGUUUGAGGCGUGGAGAAGGCGAGCGGAGGCUAUUGUGGAGCUGAGGGAAGCACAGGAAGAUGUCAAGAAUGAGGAGAAUAGGAGGUGGGAGGACUGGAUUGUUGAUGGAACUUACGAUGUUGAUGUUAGUAAUGGUGCUUCAUGGGUUCAAGACUCGAAUGGGGCUGUUGGGAAACCGGGAGAUGAUGUUGAGGAAGAUUUUAGGGAAGUGUUUUCUGGUAGAGGGUUGGCUAAGUCUGUGAGGGAUUUAGUUCUAGGCAGAGAAGACGAUGACAUUCUGUAUGAAGAUCGAGUUUUCCGCUAUGCCUCGUUCAAUUCGGCUAAAUUUUUGGCUGUCCUGGUCAUUGUUCCAUGGGCUGUGGAUUUUGUGGUUCAUGACUAUAUUCUUAUGCCUUUUCUGGACAGAUAUGUCGAAAAAGUACCACUUGCUGCACAAGUGCUUGAUGUUAGGAGGAAUCAAAAGCUUGAAAUGGUCAAGGCUCUGAAACUUGAGAAAGCACGAUAUCGGCUUGAAGUAGAGAUUGGUAAAUCUCCCCCUCUUUCUGAUCAGGAGCUUUACUUGGAGUUACGACAUAAAGCGUUAGAGCUGCGAGACGAGUGGAGAUUGGAGAACCGUAAAGCAUUUGCUAACAUUUGGUCGGAUAUGUUGUUUGGGAUCUCGGUAUUCGUUCUUCUGUACUUCAAUCAGAAUCAAGUAGCCUUGCUGAAAUUUACUGGCUAUAAGUUACUGAAUAAUAUAUCAGACACUGGAAAGGCAUUUCUUAUAAUACUUAUCACUGAUAUUUUUUUAGGAUAUCACUCUGAAUCGGGCUGGCAGACAUUGUUGGAGGUCUUGACUGAGCAUUUUGGGCUUGAGGUCGAUCCGGCCGCCAUAACAAUUUUUGUAUGCCUAAUUCCAGUUAUCCUUGAUGCUUGUGUGAAGCUGUGGAUGUUUAAAUUUCUGCCAAGAUUAUCCCCAAAGGUGGCCAAUAUUUUCCAGGAAAUGAAGAGACAUUAGGAAGAUUUUGCUAUGUAUAUGGGUUCUCUCUCGACUUGGGCUCUCAUAUUCUUUUCGCAUAUAAACAUUUUUUUUCCUUCAUAGAGAGUUCGUUCUCCACAAUAUUUGUGCACAAGAAAGCCGAACCUUCUUUAAGUGUGGUGGCUUCCUUAGUUUGCUACACGGUCUGUUGUACUAGGUUAGAACAUCAGUUGGAUUUACAUUCUUAUACACUCAGAACUCUAGGAAAUAUUCCUGGGAACAAAAAUAAUUAUGCAGAGCUGCAUAAAAUCGUCAUUAUACUUACCCACA